AUGGGUCCCAACGUGACCCCUCGAAACCGACAGAUCAUGAGCUCCUUCAUCCGCCACCUUCACGAUUUCACGCGCGAAGUCGAGUUGACGAUGGAUGAAUGGAUGACGGCUGUCCAUUUCGUCAACUUCGUGGGUCAGAUAUCGAACAAGACUCGCAACGAAGCCCAUCGCGUGUCUGACAUCCUCGGUCUCGAAUCACUCGUUGAUGAGAUUGCGAACAAAAUCGUCACAGAAGGCGACCUCGACCCAACUUCGUCGUCCAUUCUCGGUCCCUUCUGGUCGCCUGAUGCGCCCUUCCGUGAGCUGGGCGACAGCAUCAUCCAAGAUCCAGCGCCUGGCGGUCGGGUUUGUAAGAUGCACGGCACCAUCACCGAUCUCAGCACGGGGAAGGGCAUCGAAGGAGCGGUGUUUGACAUUUGGCAGGCGUCGUCGAACGGCCGCUAUGAUUUCCAGGACCCGGAGAACCAAACGCCCAACAACCUUCGAGGCAAAUUCCGCGCGGAUGAGGAGGGAAGAUACUGGUUUUAUUGCUACCAUCCGACGGCGUACAGUCUUCCCCGCGAUGGACCUAGUUUCAAGCUGUUGAACAUGAUGGAUCGGCACCCGAUGCGGCCGGCGCAUAUUCAUAUAAUGGUCACACAUCCAAAAUUCAGGGGAUGCACCACCCAGCUGUACCCCAACGACGAUCCCUGGCUCUCAACCGACACCGUCUUCGCAGUCAAGGACGAUCUCUUGUGCGACUUCAAACCUCUCAAGGGCGACGACAAGGCUGAGCUCGAACUCGAGUACAACGUCAUCCUCGCUCCAAGGGAUUACAAGGCCAAGAACACAUAA
Molecule: messenger RNA, 834 nt
Organism: Colletotrichum chrysophilum
Lineage: Eukaryota; Fungi; Ascomycota; Sordariomycetes; Glomerellales; Glomerellaceae
Exons: 3
Coding region: 1-834 (277 amino acids)
Biological process (GO): catechol-containing compound metabolic process
Molecular function (GO): catechol 1,2-dioxygenase activity; ferric iron binding
Source: RefSeq, a predicted model, not a curated record